CUUUCACUUCAUUUUAGAUCUCUGAACAAAGUGGACGGACGCAUCCUUCAACCUCCUACAUUACAAAACUAAAAUACAAAAGAACUGAACAAACAUGAAGACCAUUUUGUGUCUUGCAUCUCUGAUGGCUGUCUACUGUGCAGUGGACUCCAAAUACUCUCCACCCAAGGUUCAGGUGUACAGCAGCAGUCCAGGAGAGUUUGGGCAGGACAACACCCUGAUCUGCCAUGUUAGUGGCUUCCACCCACCUGACAUCAACAUCCAGCUGAUGAAGAAUGGAGAGGAAAUAUCUGGUGCCAAGCAGACUGACCUGGCCUUCAAACAGGACUGGCACUUCCAUCUGACCAAGAGUGUGUCCUUCAAACCCAUGAGUGGAGAGAAGUACAGCUGCCAGGUCACUCAUGGGUCGAACCUCAUGAAACACUAUGCCUGGGAGCCAAACAUGUAAUUUUCAGCGGAGCCCAAACUUGUGAUGGCCUCAGCUACAGCAGCACUUACUCUUCACACCUUUAAUCAACAAAAUGACAGGCUCUACAGGAGAUUCUCACUUUUCUUUUAACAGAAACAACUAGCAAUAUCACAUUUAGGAGGAUGUACAUUUUCAUUUCAUUUGAGAAAAUACUUGGGCUGCAGGGUGUUUAGCUGUUUUUAAUAUAGCCGUGUGUUGCUUAGAUUACUUGCCUAUAAAGUUAUUUUAAUGACUUAAACUGUUUUUUCUAACUACAUGAUAUUUGAUUAGAUAAAUAUAUGUAUGGGGUGUUUUUAUUGAUGAGGUGGAAGCAUGUUUUAAAAUGUUGACUUGUAUUUGAAUGUAUAAUUGACUUCUACAAAAUAAAUACCUCUUAAUAAUU
This is a messenger RNA of Scomber japonicus (chub mackerel), 851 nucleotides long. It is a transcript of the gene b2m, whose product is annotated as beta-2-microglobulin. Gene Ontology annotation, cellular component: MHC class II protein complex. Lineage: Eukaryota; Metazoa; Chordata; Actinopteri; Scombriformes; Scombridae. The coding region runs from base 95 to 448 and encodes 117 amino acids. The transcript has 4 exons. The record is from RefSeq and is a predicted model, not a curated record. Gene Ontology annotation, molecular function: MHC class II protein complex binding. Gene Ontology annotation, biological process: antigen processing and presentation of exogenous peptide antigen via MHC class II; immunoglobulin production involved in immunoglobulin-mediated immune response; peptide antigen assembly with MHC class II protein complex.